UUUAAUAUUGUUUCUUUAAUUUGUAUUGUAUUAGGACACAGUAACCUUAUUUUAAGUAAAUUAAACAUAACAACAAUGCAUUUUCCCAUGGAGUGCAGGUUGAUGAUGUAUACAUAAAUAUAUAUAGUUGUCCUGAUUAACAUAUUUCUUCGGUGUGCAUUGGAGGAAAUAGCAAAAUUAAGGGAUCAGACUUUUCAUAAAAGAAAACAUUAUUAUGGUGUAAAUUCUCUCGUUUGGUUAAUUUAACUUAAGAAGAAUUCAAACUAUUGUAUAUUUAGCAGGAGUCAUGACUGGAUCUGACUUUGAAAAAAUAAAAAAAGCUGCACGAAGAACUAAAGCACUUCCGCCUCAAGUCAACAGUGCAACGCCGCCGCCUGGCGGUGACACGCGGGACUACACAGACGUCCACAACACCCAUCUGUCUGUGAUUGGUCGCGCAACAAAGAAGCAGAGGCAGGCUCAAACACAGCAAACGGAACAUAUUAAAAUAUGAAUCAUGUCUGAAUCGACAGGGAAAAAAUCCAACCAAUGAAUUUCUUUCGCAGCAGCUAUUGUGAAUGAGGUCCUCUCCUCCAGCUCUCAUCAUCAUCACCACCAUCCCCGUCAGCGCUGGUCACGUGGUGUGUAGGGAGCGGGCGGUGGGUGUGUCUAAUCGCGUGUGGUUUCAUUCAUAACUACAGUGUUUAUUUGAAGACCAAAUUAAAGUAUGCAGACCGGGCAGGCUGCCUGUGGACCGCCGCUUCUAACGGAAUCUACAGCCGGGUGAGUCCGACCCUCGUCCCGUUCACACCGGGACCAGCUCAUGGACCUCCAGGCGUGAUGUGCUACUAUUUCAUUAAGUGCGAUGUGUGAUAGUUGACAAGUGCCGGCUCCAGGUUUCUGAAUCCGAGUGUUUCAGUGAGAGGUCUUUGGCGCGCGCGGCGCACGGUGCGCGGCGCAGUGCUCGCGUCCACGGGGUUCCUGCGUGACCGUCUUGAUUUAUUCCCCGCAGGCUGAGCGCAGACGACGCAGAGAUGCGUGACAGCCCCGAUCGGAGUGUUUUGGGAGGAGAAAACAAAAUGCUGCUGCUGCUGAGCGCUGCCGGCUGCAGCGGGUCGCUGUAGUCAGUCCGCUCAGAGCGGAGGAAAAGCUGCUUCAACCCCGCCUGCAUAGACCGCUUCACACACGCUGACCUGGACCAUGAGCAAUGACUCGCCUGUUCUGACAAGUCUGACUGAGAACUCCACUGAUGUGCCCGUGGCGGCGGGCGAGGUGGAGAACUAUGUGCUGCUGUUGGUGCUGCUGAGCGUCUUCGCCGGGGGGACGCUGGUCCUGCUCUCCCUGCUGCUCCUCUUCUGCCACCGCUGCUGCCUGGGGGGCCGCCGCUACUCCAGAGCCAGUGAUGACCCCGAGAAGACAAACACCACCCAAGAGAUCACCAUUUAUCUGGAUGAAUCAGACGCUCUGUCAGCGGCCAGCUGUCAUGAUGGAGCGUCGGAGCGAUUCGUCUCCACUGGGUCCACCGGGCGCAGAGUCUCCUUCACUGAAUCAGCUCUUUAUGAAGCGGAGAAAACGACUCCGGAGAAAGGCCGCAGGUAUACUCUGACUGAGGGAGACUUCCACCACCUGAAAAAGGCCCGGCUGACACACCUUCACCUGCCUCCGGCCCCGUGCGACCUGAAGAUCCUCACCAUCAUGGAGUGUGACUCCACAGAGAGCAGCAGCGUCAACAUCAACGAGACCGCAGCUCCCAAACUGCCCCUGACCAUCUACAAGGUGACCUUUCCCUGGCUGGGAUUCUUCUCUCAUGUCAAAAUAUCCGGUUGUUUUUCUCAUUUGUUUUCUCUCCAGCCCACUGAGAGAAGAGUCCCCGACUGGAUGGGACUGAGCCUCAGUGGAGGUCUGCCUGGAGACCCGCACCACUCCACCAUCCUGGACCAGAGCCCCAGACAGGCUUCAUCCGCCAUGACAGCCCCGCAGUCAUGGUCCCAGACCAUGGAGGCUCUCGGGGACAGGGGCGAGGCUGAGAGCCAAAGUGGGAUGAGAGGAGAGUCGAUUCAAGCUCCGGGCCAGACUUCUGUUCUACGUUUCUUCUCUAAACUGCGCCGCCACGCCAGUCUAGAGGGGGCGGGGCCGUACUUCAGGAAGUGGAAGUUUGACAGCAGUCAUCGGGCUGCCAGCCUGGAUGCCAAAGGAUCCCCCAAGAGAAGGCCCUUCCAGAGACAGCGAGCAGCAAGUGAAACCACCAAUCACUCCGAUGACGAUUCUUUGUCCCUCCGAGAUGAGGUCACCGAGUCGUUCCCACGGUCCCCCGACCAGACCAGUGGCCUCCAGUCCCUCUCUGCAGAGUCUCUUUCUCAACCAGACGCUGCACUUGCGUCCUCAAUCUUCCUCAGCAGGUUAAACCUAGAGGCCAUGGUGGAGUCAGGUGGGAGCAGCAGCGCCAGAGGAGAGGAGCUCUGUUCGCCAUCAAUUGAUCAUCAUGCCCGGAGGCCGGAUGAGGCAACAGCCAAUGGGACCAGAGUAGAACAAGAAACCAAGUGCAGUGCAGGUACAAGAGCAGAAGCGGUGGGAGGUAGAAGAGCGGUAGAAGAUGACGACUUGUUUGAGGUACAACAGGGAACUGCUGUAGAAGACGGGUUUGAAGACAUGUUAAGGACCACUGAAGACACACAGGCCUCGGAUACCAGGAACAGGAGUGAUGCCGAUGAAGGAGAUGAGCUGGUGUUGGGAGCCGAGGCCCGGCUGAGAGCCGACUCAGGCUCAUCCCUUUCCUUCAUGGCUCGCUCGGAGGCUCCGCCCUGCCUGUACAGAGACAUCUGGAGCUUGCGAGCCUCUCUAGAGCAAUACGCCUCCUCAGACCAGAGCAGCACGGACCGGGAGUCCAUCCGCAGUGACGGGGACAGCGCCUCAUCCCACGGUGGUGCCGGAGCUCGCUCUGGCCUGGACAGCUGCUUUUCCCAAGACCUGGACGAUGAGGAAGAAGGCGAGGCAGAGAUGUUGGGGGGAGGAGUCAGAGGGGCGUCAGGCGGGGGCAGUGGAGCCGGGGGAGAGGGGGAGUCAGGGAACCGGAAGCUCCUCCAGAUGGACAGCGGCUACACCUCCAUCGAAGCACCGUCCAGGGCACCUGAGGAGAUGCGGCUUUUUGGGACUCCUGGAGCUCCAAGAGGGAAGUCGGCAUCUGAGAGACGGUUGUUCUUCACCAGCUCCGGGAGGAAAGGUUCAGUGUGCGAGAGCGUCGAGGCCAAGCUGUUUCAGGAGGAGCUGGAGGACGAGAUGGCAGACGUCACAAGGGCGAGAUCUCAAACUGGCUGCCAGUCUCUUACCCUGCAAGAACCACAUGAGCUUCUGGACUUCCCUCAAACUCAAGAGUCACAAUCACAGCUGAUGUCUCCCCUGAUUAAGCCAAUCCCGCAGCCCUCGACUCCUCACAAAACACGCCUCCGCCGCCGCGACUACAGCAUCGACGAGAAGACGGACGCUCUUUUCAACGAGUUCCUCCGGCACGACCCGCUGUUCGACCAGCAGGAAUCGCCGCUGCGCUCCAGGCACCGAUCCAGAGUUCACCUCCGUAAGCAGUGGCAACGACACAAGCAAUACAGCGACCCGGGGUCGGGCGCCGGGGGCCGGUACUCCCCGUCGUUGGAGAGGCAGAGGUUCACGCCGCUGAGGAGAGGCGACAGCGCCGGUUACCCGCUGGACACGAGGUAUCACAGCACGCUGUCGCGCAUCGCGAGCGCUGCCGACGAGGAAGCCAGCGAGGGGGCGGCGUGCGAGGAGGAAGCCUCCAACGAGAGCACGGACGACAACGAUCCGCCGAGGGAAGGAGGCGAGCGGGAAGCCUUGGGAAGUACGGCCGACGCCACAAAGAGUUGGGCGGAGUCGAGCGAGGAAGGCGACGGCUGCCGGGUCGCGAGGAAAGAAGGCGCCGAAAGCACAACUAUCCAGUCGUUGACGUCGACACAGACGAGCAACACGGAUCCCAGAGGCAACAACAGAAACAACAACAGUCGUCACGCUGUCCCCUCAGAGAGCAGCCUGGCCGACAAGCUGGCCGUGUCGGUUGAAGAGCGGCUCUACGGCAGCCUGCGCCGCGCGGAGCGGCUCGGCCAGGGAGGAGCGGAGCGCACGCUGACCGCGGCGCACGCGGCCUCGCCCGGCUUCGGUCCCGUGUAACGCGUUAACGACCUCAUCUUCAUCAGCCGUACUUCACAUACGUCAUCUAUAGCCGACGGACUUGAACUGAAGGGUGGAUAGAACUUCUCAGGGCUCUCAAGUGUCACGCAUUGAGCGUGAGACUCACGCAUUUCGUUCUUAAGUCACGGACUCCCGCCACACAUCGUAUUUCUCACUCUGAAAAAAACUCUUGGCUAUUUAAUGUUUUAAUGUGCCGCAGCGCGCAAACAUGAGCCGCGCUGCCCUCACCGUGGAGGAAUCAAGCGCUCCCCUGGAGUUCUGCUGUGAGGUGCCACUUAUCAGCCAAUCAAAAAAAAGAAAUGGGCUACACAAUAGCCAAUCAGAAAAAAAAACGUAUCUGUUGUAUCUGGGUAAGAUUUAAUCCAGCAACCAAUGAAAAUAAAGCAUCCUGGAAUUGCGCGCGACUGACUGAUAUCCGAAAAUUUCGUUCUGGGGGGGAAAUGUCACUCUUGCCUGUCUUCAAAACUUGAGAGCCCUGACUUCUUCAUGUGUUAGAUAGUAAUUUGUGUCCCUUACAUUUGGAUAAAUAACUAAUGGAUCAAAACUCCGAUGUAGAAGUCUCCUCCAGCAUUUCCAUUCAGACCUUGGUUUCCAGUGGGACGCCAUGUGACACGUGAAGACCCUUUUUAUUGGCAACUACUCAAAAUCAAAAGCAUUUAUUACACAGCUUUGAAAAUAUAGACCCAUCUUUAGAAGAAAAAAAUAUUUUUAGAAUGAACUGUGAAUUUUCAGCAUGCUCGUGUAUGUCCAACAUGUUUCUGUGAAUACUGUACAGGUUUGACUUUAAAACAAAAAGCACUUUGAUGGGAAGAACGAUGGAGUUUCUGUGACCCAUUUCUCUCAUUUAAAAACCAUGUCCUCCUCAAGUGUCCUUUUCGUCUUGAUCACCUAUCUUGAGGUUUAUGUAUUUGGCAAUAAGAACACUGACCAUGUAAAAGAAGAACAAAAAACAGUAUAACGUACCUCCUCACUGCCCUCUCAUUUAAACACAUCAGAUCUGCCGCAUCAACUUAUCCGGAAGUAAAAGCAGAUGGGAUACCCAUACUACACAGUUCGGAAUAACGUACAUUAAGACAUUUUGUAUCCCCAUAUUUCAUCUAUUUUUAUAGGAUUUUGGUUACUUAUUUGACCCUCUUAUUUAUCACAAUUAAAGACGCUGUAUCCAGGAUCUUACGUGGGGUCGAACAAAUUGUUGCAUCAGUGCUGAGACUGUUGAGGGGGACGGACCCGUGAGACGUUGACACUGCAGCGCAGGGCCAAAGGACUAACUCAUUACAUGUUACUAAAUAAACAAUACGUCUGGUGAUAUUC
Messenger RNA from Pseudoliparis swirei, 5487 nucleotides. RefSeq names its product voltage-dependent calcium channel beta subunit-associated regulatory protein. Gene Ontology annotation, molecular function: transmembrane transporter binding. Bases 1180 to 4155 code for a protein of 991 amino acids. Gene Ontology annotation, biological process: negative regulation of voltage-gated calcium channel activity; negative regulation of calcium ion-dependent exocytosis. The record is from RefSeq and is a predicted model, not a curated record. Lineage: Eukaryota; Metazoa; Chordata; Actinopteri; Perciformes; Liparidae. The transcript is spliced from 9 exons. Gene Ontology annotation, cellular component: secretory granule; plasma membrane.